AUGACAUUAAAAAAGGCAUCUGUCUCUGGUCUUGGUCCACCUGAUUAUUCUGAAUUAUGUGAACAAUUAAGUGAAUUGGAGAUUGGUCUCGAGUUAAGAUUGGAUCUACGUCCAGAAGAUUUCAAGUCAAUAGAUGAACUCGGUAGAGGAAACGGCGGGACCGUAUCGAAAGUAUUGCAUGUAAGAACAAACACAGUAAUGGCAAAAAAGAUUGUUCACGUUGAUGCAAACAUGACUGUAAGAAAGCAAAUAAUGCGUGAAUUACAAUUUAUGCAUGACUGUAAUUCAAAGCAUAUUGUCAGUUUCUAUGGAGCUUAUAUGAAUGGAGGCGAUAUUUCGAUUUGCAUGGAGUAUAUGGAUGCUGGUUCACUUGAUCAAAUCUAUAAGAAGCAUGGACCCUUUCCAUUUGAUGUAUUAAAAAAAGUUGGAUACGCUAUUGUAGAUGGAUUAAUAUAUCUUUAUGAUGAACAUCGUAUUAUUCAUAGAGAUUUAAAGCCUUCCAAUGUUUUAGUUAAUUCUCAAGGUCAAAUUAAACUAUGUGAUUUUGGUGUAUCAGGGCAAUUAAUUAAUUCUGUUGCAGACACAUUUGUUGGUACAAGUUCUUAUAUGAGUCCUGAAAGAAUUAUGGGUUCACCGUAUUCUGUAAAGUCAGAUGUUUGGUCUCUAGGUAUUACUUUAAUGGAAUUAGCAUUUGGAAGAUUUCCCUUCCCUCCUGAAGGAACACCCUUAUCUAUUUUCGAGCUUCUUCAACAUAUUGUUCAUGAACCAGUUCCUGAAUUUCCACCUAAUAAAGACUAUCCUUCUGACUUGAAAGAUUUCGUUGCAAAAUGGUAA
Molecule: messenger RNA, 834 nt
Organism: Cokeromyces recurvatus
Lineage: Eukaryota; Fungi; Mucoromycota; Mucoromycetes; Mucorales; Mucoraceae
Product: kinase-like domain-containing protein
Exons: 6
Coding region: 1-834 (277 amino acids)
Biological process (GO): protein phosphorylation
Molecular function (GO): protein kinase activity; ATP binding
Source: RefSeq, a predicted model, not a curated record